This is a messenger RNA of Phlebotomus argentipes, 421 nucleotides long. RefSeq lists its product as uncharacterized. The record is from RefSeq and is a predicted model, not a curated record. Lineage: Eukaryota; Metazoa; Arthropoda; Insecta; Diptera; Psychodidae. Bases 11 to 379 code for a protein of 122 amino acids. The transcript is spliced from 2 exons.
CUGAAUUGGCAUGCCAGUGCAGCAUUUGAGGUUCUGUUUGUGUUGUUUUUGCCGCACGAGUUUGGGCUGUAAACAAAUUGAGAAUCAUCUGGAAAAAAUGCCCAAUAUCACAGUGAAUGUGACUAAGAAUCGUGACACAGUGCUGAAGACGCUUGAAGAAAGUAUUCCCGAGGAUUCUUUAAGCAGUUUGUUGGGUUCCCUCAAGGCAAUGAAGGAAUCUUCCAAUGCGUACAUGACUGAAUUGGUGAAUGAACAAAUCGUGCCGGAAACUCCUGUCCAGACAUCAAAAACAGAAAAUAACAACACAGAAGAAGAGGACUCGGAGGAAGACGUCACGGAGUCCGGAGGCGUGAGUGCUCCGAAGAAGGCGAAAACGUAGAUGUAAUUUUCUCGGAUGAAAUAAAAAAUCCCACUAAACCUA